Solanum lycopersicum (tomato) is the source of this 549-nucleotide messenger RNA. RefSeq names its product transcription factor bHLH162-like. Gene Ontology annotation, cellular component: RNA polymerase II transcription regulator complex. Lineage: Eukaryota; Viridiplantae; Streptophyta; Magnoliopsida; Solanales; Solanaceae. Gene Ontology annotation, molecular function: RNA polymerase II transcription regulatory region sequence-specific DNA binding; DNA-binding transcription factor activity, RNA polymerase II-specific. Gene Ontology annotation, biological process: regulation of transcription by RNA polymerase II. The record is from RefSeq and is a predicted model, not a curated record.
AUGGCAGUGCCAGAUCAAAUAGAUGCAGCAGUGAACUACAUAGAAAAAUUGAAAAUGAAUUUAGAGAAGAACAAGAAGCACUUGGAAGAAUUGAAAAUGGGCCUAAAGAGGGCCCAAUCACUCAAUCAAACUAAUGAGCCCGGCCCAAUUACAAAGUCACCAACUCAGAUUGAAUUCCAUGAAAUGGGCCUAAACAUGGUUGUUGUUUUAAUAACUAGCCUUAAUAAUAUAGCCACUUUUAAUAACAUCAUUCGAUUAUGCCAUGAGGAAGAUGUUGAAGUUGUGUCUACCAACUUUACACUCAAUGGGAACUCUACACUGCAAAUUUCUCAUGAAACUAAGAUGAAUAAAAGUUCAACGACUUUGUUUGAUAAGAUGAAGGAGUUGAUUUAUGGACCCUCUCAUGAUGGAAAUGAUGUGGAUUCCCAAUUACAUUUAUGGGACUACAAAAUUGAAUUUGAUGCAUUGGAAUUAUUACCAACAACAAGUCAAAAUCCUAACAUGUAUAGUUACAUGCAAAAUAUUUAUGAAAUUCCUACUUUUUUCUAA